UGAACUUGGCGUCAGGAGUGGGCGCCCCGGACACCCCCCGCCGGGGCCGGGGCGCCGAGGGACCUGGGCGGCAGCGUUGUCCCCCGAAUGGCCGCGGCGGCGGAUCGGGCUCCCGCGCCGCGGCCCUAGGUGGCCUCUCGCCAUGGCCAAGUGGCUGAACAAGUACUUUAGCUUGGGGAACAGCAAGACCAAGAGCCCCCCGCAGCCACCGAGGCCCGACUACCGCGAGCAGCGGCGCCGGGGCGAGCGACCCUCUCAGCCCCCCCAGUCUGUGCCGCAGGCAGCCUCAGCCACUUCGGCGUCCUGCGGUCCGGCCGCCGCCUCCUGCUUCUCAGCCUCGUCGGGCUCCUUGCCCGACGACAGCGGCAGUACGAGUGACCUCAUCCGCGCUUAUCGAGCGCAAAAGGAGCGCGACUUCGAGGACCCCUACAACGGGCCCGGCUCAUCGCUCCGAAAACUGCGCGCCAUGUGCCGUCUGGACUACUGCGGCGGCGGCGGCGGGGAGCCCGGCGGGGGCCAGCGCGCUUUCUCCGCCUCGUCCGCGUCAGGAGCUGCGGGCUGCUGCUGCGCCUCCUCGGAGCGACCUCGGCCACCGCCCCUCCCCCGCCCGCCCCCGCCCACCCCGGCCCUCCCGGGCUGCUGCUCCCCGGCGGAGGACGUGGCCAACCGCUUCGCCCGCAAAGGGGCGCUGAGACAGAAGAACGUGCACGAAGUGAAGGACCAUAAAUUCAUCGCCCGCUUCUUCAAGCAGCCCACCUUCUGCAGCCACUGCACCGACUUCAUCUGGCCCGCCACACCGGCUGAGGUGCGCUACAUCUCCCCCAAGCACCGCCUCAUCAAAGUAGAGAGCGCCGCAGCGGGUGGUGCAGUGGAUCCCCCGGGGGGCGCCUGCUCGGGCGGUCGCACCUGGAGCCCGACGGCUUGCGGAGGCAAGAAACUGCUCAACAAGUGCGCUGCCUCGGCUGCAGAAGAGAGCGGGGCCGGCAAGAAGGACAAGGUGACCAUAGCUGAUGACUACUCAGAUCCCUUUGAUGCCAAGAAUGAUCUCAAGAGCAAAGCAGGAAAGGGGGAGAGCGCUGGCUACAUGGAGCCUUACGAGGCCCAGAGGAUCAUGACAGAAUUCCAGAGGCAGGAAAGUGUCCGGUCCCAGCACAAAGGCAUCCAGUUAUAUGACACCCCUUAUGAACCCGAAGGCCAAAGCGUGGACUCGGACUCAGAGAGCACGGUCAGCCCCCGACUGCGCGAGAGCAAGCUGCCCCAGGAUGAUGACAGGCCUGCCGACGAGUACGACCAGCCGUGGGAAUGGAACCGGGUCACCAUCCCAGCCCUGGCAGCCCAGUUCAACGGCGGUGAGAAACGGCAGUCAUCCCCGUCACCCUCGCGGGACCGGCGGCGCCAGCUCCGUGCUCCCGGAGGGGGCUUCAAGCCCAUCAAGCAUGGGAGCCCCGAGUUCUGUGGGAUCCUGGGAGAAAGGGUGGACCCCGCCGUCCCCCUGGAGAAGCAAAUAUGGUAUCACGGGGCCAUCAGCAGAGGAGACGCCGAGAAUCUUCUGCGACUCUGCAAGGAGUGCAGCUACCUUGUCCGGAACAGCCAGACCAGCAAGCACGACUUCUCCCUCUCCCUGAAGAGCAACCAGGGCUUCAUGCACAUGAAACUGGCCAAAACCAAAGAGAAAUACAUUCUGGGUCAGAACAGUCCACCCUUCGACAGUGUCCCAGAAGUCAUCCACUACUACACCACCAGAAAGCUGCCCAUCAAAGGUGCUGAGCACUUGUCCCUCCUCUACCCCGUGGCUGUAAGGACCCUGUGAGCGGACCAGCCCCUCCCUGCUCUGUGACAGAGCCCGAGAUUUGGAGGAGCCAGCAGGGCACCAGCCCCGACCAGCCGGCCAUGUUGCCAGCCUGUUCACUUUGUCGUGUAUGGUACUAGCACACCACUGCAUGUCUUAGGAUGCUGUUGCCACUUAGGGGGGUCAGGGGCUGGAGAAGGCCUGGAUGAAGGGAGAGGGGUGGCCGCCACACUACCCUAGUCCCCACGCCCACCCCUCCUUGAGUUCUGUGAAUUAAAAUAUUUGCAAUCCAAAGAGAUGCCUUGCAGGGUGAACAAAGGCACAGCAGCUCUGGGGGGCGGGGCGCAGGCUGGGUGCUCCUGGGCUGCAUCUCUUUGUUCUCCAGCUGUCGGGAACUCACACCUGUGUGUGGGCAAAGUUUUCCCACUGGUGCUGGGAGCUGACUGUUGGCUCCCGGAGCCCAGGUGGCCUGGGGGGCCACUCCCUCUGGCGUGUGCGUAUCUCUGAGUGUGCACAGAAGCACAUAUGUGAGAGAUCAUGACCACACACACACACACACACACACACACAGUAAGCCCCAUCUACCUUUAGUCACAGUGUAAUCAUUAGAUCUCUAAGGAAUCAUUGUGCCGUCAAAAAGAAGAUGCAAUUAUUUAUGAAUAGGGUGUGUAAAUAAAAUAGUCAUUUAAUAUAUAUUCUUAUCCCUUUUUUAUAUACCACCGUGGGCUCCCAAAGGCAGUGCUUGUCUGUGGGUUUCCUGCCCUGAGCAAGCUGUGUCUCCCGAGCUUACUGGUUGGUGUGACAGGCCCUGGGUGGGGCAAGGGCAGAGACUCCAGGCAGGCAGCUGACCGGGCAGAGGCACACAGGGGAGGCAGUGUGGCCAAAGGACAGUCACCUGCAGGAAAGUGUAGCUGGGCCCUGUGUUGAGGCUUCAGCAAUAUAAUCAGGCUGACCAAGCAACUAGGCCCCCACCUGCCAGUGAUGACCAUUUCUAGCUGCGUCCUCAGGUGCCCAGCACCCAGCAGUGUAAAAAGGACUCUUCCCAUUAUCCAAUCAGUGUCACCCUGUGGAGAAAAGGGAGGCUCAGAGAGGGAAAGUCACUUGUUCAAGGUCACAUGGUUUAUAAGCAGUGGAGCAGACUCCAGGGCCACUGCUCUGUCAAUCAUUGGUUCUGCAUGACCUCACUGUCACCCUGCUCUGGAGGUGGGGGUGGGGACAUGGAUGCUGGUAUCCACACUGCGUCCACACAAAUAAAACCACCUGCACAGGCACAGAUGGCAUCCUGUCUCUGCCUUCUCCACCACUCAGUAGGGUGACAGGUGUGGCUUCCACCUGCUGAAUGAGGUGCAAGAGAUUCAGCCAGGGUUGCUGCAAGUACAGAUGCUCCCCGUACCCUGCGGAUCUGAAAGGACUGGAAGAGUGGUGGCCCACUGUGACGGUGAUCUCCAGCACACAGGGGAAGAGUAGGAGGCGCUGAGCCUAGACAUCACCAGCGGGUCUAGACUUAGUCCUUCCGAGAUGGCUCAAGCCCAGGGCUUUAGAGAUGGUUUAGGCUGCUUCUCAGAUGUGGAGGCAGAGACCCAGAGGAGCAGGACUUGCCAAGGCCGCCUGUCAGGCUGGGGCAGAUCAAGACUAAAAGCUACAUUUGGGCGGCUGCCCUGGAUUUCAGCAAUUUCUGGCCAAAGCCAUUUCCUGGGCCUCCCUUCCCUAACACCCAAUCCGCCUCUGGGGUCAUUCUCUGGUCCCUGUAUGUCGGCCCAAGGGCUGUAGCCCCUCAAGACGACUGAGUUGGCUGCAACCUGGGUUUAGUCUCCAGGGAAACCAACUCUGACCCUUGCCUGUUUUGCAUUUUCCAAAAUGUCCUUCAGGGCACUGGGGGAGCAGGAGUGACCAAGGCCUCUGGUGGGGGCGAAUGAGGAAAAUGAGCCAGGAACUGGCACUUGUCCAAACAGGUGCCACUGGAGUCUGGCUCCCAGAACACCUGGUGGAGGCCGAGGAUGUGGGGAGGCAACCCCAUGGGCCAGCAGGAGGGAAAGGCUUUCAUUGUCCACAGCCCUCCCAGAGCCCAUCUGCCAGAGAACUUCUCAGAAAGGCUGUGCCUGUGGGCGAGGGGAAGCUGCCUCUCCCUCUCUCUUGCCUUUGCUUCUUUAAGGAAUUCCCAGGACCCUCCCUUCUAAGCCCCCUGCCUUCCUCUUCCAGAAAUUUCCCCAGAGGCCCAAUCUCCUGCUCCCCUUAGGGACCAGGGCCAGCAGAGGAGCCAGCACACAGGACAGGAGCUGCUAAAAGGAUUUUUUUUUUUCCUUAAUUUUAUGAACCUCUCCCUCUUCUUCCUCUAAUUGUGGCCGUUUCCUCCGUCAGCGUGUAUUCAUGUUUUCUUGGACAUCUAACAAUUGAAACAGCUUUUCCCUUUCAGAAACACUCACACUCAGGUGACUGGCGUGGGUUUGGUUUUUGUUUUGGCUUUUUUUUUUUUUUUUCAUUUGCUGCCAAUUAAUGGAAAGGGGAAAAAAAAAAUGGGCUGGAUUUCUUUGAGUAAAAAAGAAAAGCUCCCGGCCACACCAUAUCUCCCCCUCAGCAUCUUGUCUCAGAACGCAACCUCCAGCCACCAACGGGCGGUUGUUUUCUUUCUUUGCCUCCUUUGCUGACUUCAUUGUUGACCACAAUGCCCUAGGCACUUCAGCGGCUCUGUCCUUGAGCGCUGAGGAGUCAAGGACCCUUUUGGCAGCCCAGCAGAACAAGAUGGCAUCCACAGAAAGAAAGGAGGCUUUGUCGGGAGAGGCCCACCUGCCUGUCAGCCCUGAGCCUUUCAGUGGGGGGUCCCCUGGAGAGACUCCCAGAGCAGCCCUGCACAGGCAGGUGGUGAAAGGCUGAGUCUUCAGGCAGGCUGGGCCUCUCCCUGCAGGGCCACUCCGGGCUGGUGGCAGGAGCCAUUCCCCUGGAGCUUCCCCCAAGGACCUCGUGUCAACAGGUGACGCCCUGGGGGGGGAGGGGGGCUCUGCUCCCGCCGUUACAGGAUCAAGACUGUGAACACCAAGCCCAGCAGCUCUCAGAGACACUCAGAAGUCGCUGAUGUCACUUGGCAAGGGUUUGGCAACGACAGGUGGCCAGGCCGAUCCUGUGCUCCCACAGGCCAUGGGGAAGUACAUGCAGAAAGCCUGCUCACGGAGCAAACUGGCUUUUGGGGUUGGCCCGUGGACACUCCUCCCGAAGGGCCUUGCCUGAAUCAGGUGACUGUCCAACAAACCACUCCAUCUCUUCACACUUCUGGAACAGUGACCCGCAAAGACCAAAUCUUGAAGGCACCCUUGGGGCACAGGUGGCCCUGGCCUCUCAUCAUCCUCCUGGGGGCCGUUGGUAUCACUGCCUCCUUCUAACCAUUCAUGGCUGAAAAUAUGUCCUGUAAAGUUCCAAUUCUAUGUGAUACACUGUAUAAUGAUGUAUAUUUAAUGUGAAGUUUUUAAUAUACAAAUGUCUUGUUUAAGUGUC
This is a messenger RNA of Ictidomys tridecemlineatus (thirteen-lined ground squirrel), 5275 nucleotides long. The record is from RefSeq and is a predicted model, not a curated record. Lineage: Eukaryota; Metazoa; Chordata; Mammalia; Rodentia; Sciuridae.